This is a messenger RNA of Helianthus annuus (common sunflower), 2620 nucleotides long. RefSeq names its product dymeclin. The transcript has 18 exons. Gene Ontology annotation, cellular component: Golgi apparatus. The record is from RefSeq and is a predicted model, not a curated record. Bases 340 to 2511 code for a protein of 723 amino acids. Lineage: Eukaryota; Viridiplantae; Streptophyta; Magnoliopsida; Asterales; Asteraceae. Gene Ontology annotation, biological process: Golgi organization.
AUUAUUUUCCACGUACGAAAACUCUAGCCUUGUUCAUCAACCUUUUAUUUUUCCCCUCAAUUGUUUGUUUGUUGUAGUUUAACAUCAAAUCAAUUUUGGUUUUUCAACAGAAAAUUUCUCCCAUUUUUCACCUUUCCUGCUGUAUGUAUCGUAUAUUCGUAUCUACUGCCACUAUUCAACCAUUUAUCUUAAUCUCACCGUCACCGACACCAACGAUCCUACGUCAUCACCACCGUUUCAAGAUCUCCACAUUGCAGGUCUCCAUUCACUCAACUUUUCAACUCAGAUCUCUCGAAUUAGGUUCCAAUUAUUACACCGCUGCGGUUAUUGCCAAAUUGGAUGGGGACCGGUCCUUCAACGCCGCGGUGGGGCGGCGAGGUGUCGCAGGACACGGCUGAGUUUCUAAUCGGAACAUUCGUUGGCGGUAAAACAUUUCCGUUAAACUCUGAUUACUGGCAGAAGUUACUGGAGCUUCCGUUUGAUCUCCAUUGGCCUGCUAAUCGUGUUCAACAAGCUUGCCACACAUUCGCACAGAACAAUAGUUCUACUAGGCACCUUGCAAAGAUCUUGGUUCACUUAACGUGGUGUUUGCAAGAGUCGCUGUCUAACCCUGAUUCGGCGGCUUCGAUGAAGGCUGUAAAUGCAUCGUACAUAUCAUCUGUUUUUUUAAAGUAUUCAAUUGAAAAUUUGAAAAGUGAGAACCUUGAAGAUUUGUAUUUGUCUCUAGACGAGAAUGAGACGGUACCCGACAAUAUGCAUAAAGAUGAGAACAUCAUAAAUAUGGUUAUGCAUGCUGUGCUUAGCUAUAUUGGCAAAGUGGAUGUAAGUCCCAAGACGUAUCUCCUGCAUCAUGAACUGUUGAACUUCAUGCUCAUUGCUAUGUCUACCCAACUUCUUUCCGGGCCAUCACCUGGACCGAAUGAUGUUCACCCUUUCCUUGAUGCAGCUAUGAGUCAGGAAAGUUCUUUGGUAGGUUUAGUUGUUCAUAAACUGCUGCUUAACUACAUCUCACGCCCAAGAUCCAAAAGCAGUGCAUCUUAUACUUUAAUGUCUGAAGAAAAUCAGCUUGGUGUACUGAAGAGAGUUGGUUCCGCUGCUGCAAAUAUAGUUUUAUAUCCACUCAGCUACUUUGUCAAUUCAAGUGUUGAAGCUUCUAGAAGUCAACUGGCUGACAGCAGUAUCAAUAUACUACUUCUUCUCAUUCAUUAUCGUAAAUGCAUUCUUGUGGAAUCUGUUAAAAACAGCAACACUAGUGUCACUUCCGAGUCUCUUCUGAAAGACGAAACGUAUUUUGCUGAAAACCCAUAUUGCAAAGCCUUGGAAAAUGUUAGGGAUGUUGAGUUUGAUCGGGUGGAUAUCGAGGGAAAUGCACAUAGCGGUCCAGUUGUGAGACUGUCGUUUGCUUCUCUCUUUGACACACUUGGCAUGUGCUUGGCUGAUGAAACCGCAGUUCUGCUACUGUAUGCGUUGGUUCACGGGAAUUCAGACUUUCUGGAAUAUGUUCUCGUUCGAACUGAUAUAGACACAUUGUUGAUGCCGUUGUUGGAGACACUUUACGAUGCUUCAAGGAGAACAUCAAAUCAAAUCUAUAUGGUGCUGAUUAUUCUACUUAUACUUAGUCAAGAUUCUUCUUUUAACGCUAGCAUACACAAGCUGAUUUUGCCUUCUGUUCCAUGGUAUCAAGAACGCCUUCUUCAUCAAACAUCUCUCGGUUCUCUCAUGGUCAUCAUUCUAAUUCGGACAGUGAAGUAUAACAUGUCUAAGAUGCGGGAUGUUUAUCUACAUACCAAUUGCCUUGCAGCUUUGGCUAACAUGGCGCCACACGUGCAUCGGCUAAGUUCAUAUGCAUCACAACGCCUGGUUAGCCUUUUUGAUAUGUUGUCACGCAAAUAUGCAAAACUAGCAGAGCAAAAGAAUGAUAAAAUGCAAAUGAGCGAUAGUGACCCCAAAGACGAUGAUAAACUUCCUGAGGACACGUCAGCAGAAUUGCACAUAUAUACCGACUUUCUGAGGAUCGUAUUGGAAAUACUAAACGGAAUCCUGACUUAUGCACUGCCGAGAAAUCCAGAGGUGAUAUAUGCAAUUAUGCACAGGCAGGAGGUUUUUCAACCUUUCCGGAAUCAUCCACGCUUCAAUGAGUUGUUGGAGAACAUAUUUUCUGUGUUGGACUUUUUUAACAGCCGUAUGGACGCACAAAAGUUGGAUGGAGAAUGGUCGGUUGAGAAAGUGCUUCAAUUAAUCAACAUAAACUGCAAAUUUUGGCGAGGUGACGGCAUGAAGAUGUUCACGCAACUACGGUUCACGUACGAGCAAGAAAGCCACCCCGAAGAGUUCUUCAUUCCAUAUGUGUGGCAGUUGGUAAUCGCUCGCAGUGGUUUCAGUUUCGAUCCAAGUAGCAUAAACUUAUUCCCAGUCGAGCUGCCUGUGGAGGUCAGCUAUGCUCCUGGGGAGAUCAAUAAAGACCAAAAAAUGCAGUUAAAUGUGAAGGAUGCUGUGGAAUCAUCUGUUUAGAAGAACACAAUCGUUUUUAUGUACAUAUAUAUAGAGAGAAAAAUAAAUACUUACAAAUAAAUAAAUGUAUAUGAAUUGUGAAUUUAUAACACAAAUUUUUUUGACAAAA